Messenger RNA from Closterium sp. Naga37s-1, 1620 nucleotides. Lineage: Eukaryota; Viridiplantae; Streptophyta; Zygnematophyceae; Desmidiales; Closteriaceae. The record is from the annotation of a GenBank genome assembly.
AUGGGAAGUUGUAGAAUGGGCUCGAGGGCAUACAUGCCUUUCGUUCUCGUCGUCGCAUUCUCAGUUGCUCUAAUUGGUCAAUCUACUGCCCGGCUUCUCACCGAAGAUCUUCCGCUGCCCGACGCAUGCGCUCUCCUGCCCGAGCACUCCGCCCUGUGCUCUGCAGAAGUCAGCGCCGCGCGACGCUCACUGCGCACGGAUUCCGCUCCACCAGCUGCUCGCGAAAUGCAGCGGGCGCUCAUUCGGCGCGCAAUGGAGCGCGCGCAGGCGACGAUGGAUCACGUGGUGCAGCUGAAGGCUGAAAACGCGGACGAACGACUGCUCACGGACGCGGCAGCGAUUGACUGCAUUCACCAGAUAUCCAUGGCGCUCGACAACCUCGAGGAUUCUCUGAGUGCCGUCACCUCCGCAAUCAACGGUUCCAAUUCCAGGCGUUUCAACGGCCGCCCGAUGUUUCCGGCCGACCUAACGGCUUCCGUUGACGAUCUGCCGUACCUGCUGACGUCAGCUCGGGCCAACAUCGACGGCUGCGUGGAGGGCCUACAGGAAUUCGCGCCAAAUGCGCUGGACACGGAGCCGGGAGUGCGGCUCCAGGGGGAGGUCACGCUCAUUUCAGUCACAGUCACCGCAGCCCACGCGUUUGCCCCAUCCGCAAGCGAUGACCUUUUUGGGGACGACGAGCUUUCCGCCUCUGCAGGCGGCAAUUUUUCCGCCGAUAAUUCCGCCGACUACUCCGCGAAAACUACCGCAGAUGCUUACGAGUACGAUUACGCCUCACCCCCUCGCCGCCGGAUGACGACGGAAACGGGUCAAUCGGGCGACGACGGCGCGCCUGAGUGGGUAACCCUGGGUAUUUUCGAGCACCUGAAGAGGAUUCAGGCGGCGCACAUGGGGGGGGAGAACGGGGGUGGCGCGCGGAGACUUCUCGGCGUGGAUGGCGCGGGGGUGGAUUAUUCUUAUGGCGGGGAUGCGGGUGAUUCUUACGAAGUUGGUAACCCGCUUCGGAGGGCGCUUCAAACUUCGGGUUCGGGUUCAGGUUCGGUCUCCAGCAGCGUCGGCAAGAAGAGCCAGGGCGGGCAUCACGGCGGGAAAGGCGGGCAUCACGGCGGGAAGGGCGGAAAUAACGGCGGGAAGGGCGGAAAUAACGGCGGGAAGAACGGCGGGAAGAAUGGCGGAAAGAACGGCGGAAAUACCGGAGGGAAACCCGGCGGGAAACCGGGCGCCAACAAGGGCAUGCUGACAGCGCUGGGAAUAACCGUCCGAAACACGGCGGGGCCGGCCGGCGAGCAGGCAGUGGCGCUGCGAUCUAAGGACCUCUCGGCUUUCUUCGAGUGCGAGUUCGACGGCGCCCAGGACACUCUCUACCCGCACAGCGGCCGGCAGUAUUUCCGCGACUGCAAAGUGGGCGGCACGGUCGACUUCAUCUUCGGGAAAUCCGCGGCUGUUUUUGACCGCCCGCAAAUCAGGCUUCAUCCGGACGAUCCGGUGAUUAUCACCGCGCCGCAGAAUGCGGUGAUCUCUUCGGACGCGGGUGUGGGGAAGGCGUACCUGGGAAGGCCGUGGACCAACACGGGGACAUCCAUUUUCAUCCUAAGGGGAUUAUUAUCCGAAAUGCGGUGA